CUUAAACUGUAAUCACCUUGAAAAUUCAUGGCAACUAACAACAUAUAUCUAUUGUAAAUGCUUCCAAAUUCCAUGCAUUAUCCUAAUCCAUUUAGUACGAUCGGCACCAAGAUCCAUUUCCAAAAUAAACCAUGCCAAAUAAACUGCAUUGCAAUGGCUAAUCCGGCAAAAACGAGAAACCCAUCACCUGGCGACAAUUAUUAGAAGCAUCAACUUGACGGGAAUGCUUAUGGAACUAACAAGGUAACCGUCCGCCUGCUCUUCAGAUUCCAUGAAACCCUAUAAAUGGAAUCAAAUUCCCUCUUCUACGUUGCCACCACUACUUAAAACUUCAAAACAGAGGAAACAGAGUCAAAUGGAGCUCACCAACAGGAUCAUUGUGACCAGGAACUACAUCGAUGGUGCCCCAAAGGAGUCCGACUUCGAGGUGAGGUCCCGAGUCGUGUCCCUGUCGCGCGAGCCAGCUGGAUCGGUCAUCGUGAGGUCGCUCUACGUCUCGAUAGACCCUUACCAGCUCACCCGCAUGAAGAGCGACAGCUCCUCCCAGAGUUACAGCAGCUUGGCCACUGGCAUUGCUCCCGGAGAGGAGGUUGAUUGUUAUGGGGUUGGCAAAGUUGUGGCUUCAGGGGACCCUGAAUUUGAGGAAGGUGACUUGGUGGGUGGACUUUUGUCAUGGGGAGAGUACUGUGUCUUGAAGCCUGGAGCCAUGUUCAGGAAGCUUGACCCUAUGGGGUUCCCUCUGUCACACCAUGUUGGUGCUUUAGCGUUCAGCGGGCUGACAGCAUACGCGGGGCUGUUCGAGGUGGGGAAGGCCAAGAAAGGGGAGAAGGUGUUCGUCUCCGCGGCUUCUGGUUCUGUUGGACAUUUGGUUGGGCAGUUUGCUAAGCUCCAUGGCUGCUACGUGGUUGGCAGUGCUGGAAGCAAAGCAAAAGUGGAGUUGAUGAAAGAAAAGCUGGGUUUUGAUGAUGCAUUCAACUACAAGGAUGAAACUGACCUCAAGGCAACUCUCAAGAAGUAUUUUCCGGAGGGGAUCGACGUGUACUUCGACAACGUGGGAGGCGAGAUGCUGGAGGCAGCAGUCGACAACAUGAACGCAUUUGGCAGGGUGGCAGUCUGCGGGGUGAUCUCCGAGUACACGGGCAAAGGACGAAAGGCGGCUCCCGACAUGAUGGAUGUCAUCUUCAGGAGAAUAACGAUCAGAGGGUUUCUAGCAGCUGAUUUCAUGUGUGUUUUCCCUGAAUUCAUGUCUGCAGCCUGUGAGCACCUGGGAUCAGGGAAGAUGGUAUCGCUUGAGGACAUCUCCAUUGGGCUGGACAGCAUUCCUUCUGCAUUUGUGGGUCUUUUUGCUGGUGGUAAUCUCGGCAAGAAGAUUGUUCAGAUGGCAGCAGAGUGACGGUUCUUCACAAAGAGUAUUUGUUCUCUUUAGGGUUCAAAACGGUUUGGUCUUCGUGUUUAAGGAUGUUGUUUAUGUGUUCAACUUAUGGAUUUUGUGGUAGCUCUAAGCCUCGUAAUUAGGCAUCUUAGUUCCACCAUUUGCAUUGACGUGAUUCUGUGACCAAAACUGCAAGUGCACCGUGUCACGUCACAAAUAAUAAAGUCGAUAAGAUUAU
Molecule: messenger RNA, 1610 nt
Organism: Linum trigynum
Lineage: Eukaryota; Viridiplantae; Streptophyta; Magnoliopsida; Malpighiales; Linaceae
Source: the annotation of a GenBank genome assembly